AUUGCAGGGCAGGUGUCUGCAGCUCCUUUCUGGGUGCUACAUUGGAAAAGAGGGUGGCAUGACAAAUCGACAGCCCAGAUUUGAAAAUAGGAUUCCACAAGCUGGGAAACAAUUUGCUCUGCCCCUUCAGAGAGAGAGAGGUGAACACAGAACCUCUGCAGUUCUCUCUAGUGACCAAGGAGCCAGUGAGGUUUAGUCAGAGGCUCUCUGACCCACCAAAGCUGGGGCUGUAGCCUUGGCUGGUAUCAGAGUAUCCAGCAGUCCAUGCUCUGUGAAGGAACUCACAGGCUUAUCCCCCUUGGGGACUAGCAGGAAACCAUGGCCCGGACUUACCAGCAGUAGAGGUGCUGGAGGGAACAGAAAAAAGAACACCAAAAGAAUCCCAAGAAGUCAACUGUGGGGGCAGAAGCAAAGGCCCCAGGUCUUAGAAUGUAAAAAGCCAGCUAUGGUAUGUCUGUGGGUGCAAAAGAGGAGUGCUCUGCAGGAAAUGCCAUUGUGCUAAGUGAGAAGAGGGAGAAAUCUGGGAAAGUCCUGAUAUGACAAAGGAGAAGCUGAAAGAAGGCAGAAGUUCAGCUCAUUAGUAGCUACUACUGGGGGGCUGAAGGGUGGUUUGGGUCAAUCUUCAGAGGAGACCCUCUAGGGAGAGUCCUUGGGAGGGUCCUCUCAAGGUAAGGUAACAGAGGGUGAGACCUGGAUCCCAGCAGGAGACGGGGUGUUUCUGGCCUCUGGUGACAACACAUCUGUACUGCGUUUCAUCCUCACAACAGCUGUGAGAGGGAUCUUUACUGUCCCCAUUUCACAGAUGAAAAAACAAAACCCUUCGGACUGUUAAGUCACUAAUGCAAGGAAACACCACCUUUUCACUGGAAAAGCCAGGCUGUAACUUCACACCACCUGACUCCAAACCUGUCUGUACCAGAAGCCCACUCAGGACACCCUCUCUCCUUUUUCUGCCUUCCUCCACGACCCUCUUCCUGUCCAUCUUCUUUGCCUUCUAUGAGUAGCCAACUAAGGCCCUGGGACCAGGUUCCCGCUAUUAGUUACCUGAUACCCAGGCGAUAGGUCCAUCCGGAGGUGCAGAGUCCGCACGGACACGGGGGCUUCGCGGAAGGGGAAGGGGACAGACGAGUCAGUGUAGGAUUUAGGGCGGGGCGGGGCCAAGCCUGGGAGUCGCGACUCCAGCACCUCGGAGAGCGCCUGCUGGGCGGGGCUGGGGCGGGGCGCACGAGCCCCCGGCCGAGGCCAGGGGAUGCGCGCGGGGGCGCUCGCGCCAGCCCCGAGAGCGGCGCGCGGUCCGGAGCCGCGCCCAGCCCUGCGCAGGUGCUCCUGCGCGCCUCCCCAGCCAGAGCCCCGCUGCCGCGGCGGCCUCUCGCCGCGCUCCCGCCUCCUUCCCCUCUGCCACUGCCGCCUCCGCGCCGCGCUCCGUCCGGAUGGCCAGGGCUGUGCCGGAGAAUGGCGGAACGAGAGAGCGGCGGCCUGGGCGGGGGGACUGCAUCCCCGCCUGCCGCCUCUCCGUUUCUGGGGCUGCACCUCGCAUCGCCGCCCAAUUUCAGGCUCACCCAUGACAUCAGCCUGGAGGAGUUUGAGGAUGAAGACCUCUCAGAGAUCACCGAUGAGUGUGGCAUCAGCCUGCAGUGCAAAGAAACCCUGUCCUUACGGCCCCCGCGCGCCGGACUCCUGUCUGCGGGAGGUGGCGGCGCCGGGAGCCGGCUGCAGGCAGAGAUGCUGCAGAUGGACCUGAUCGACGCGGCGGAGGACACUCCCGGCGCCGAGGACGACGAGGAGGAGGACGAGGAGGAUCGCGCGGCGCAGCGGUCGGGACCGGGGCGGCCCGAAGCCGAGCCCCGCCAGGAGCCCGCUCCGCGCAGCCAGAGCCAGGGCCCGGGCGGCGGGGACACUUACCGGCCCAAGCGGCCCACCACGCUCAACCUCUUUCCGCAGGUGCCGCGGUCUCAGGACACACUGAAUAAUAAUUCUCUGGGCAAGAAGCACAGUUGGCAGGAUCGGGUGUCUCGAUCAUCCUCACCUCUGAAGACAGGAGAGCAGACACCUCCACAUGAACACAUCUGCCUGAGCGAUGAGCUGCCACCCCAGAGCAGCCCUGCUCCCACCAAGGACCGAGGCACCUCCACAGACAGCCCUUGCCGCCGCAGUGCUGCCACCCAGAUGGCACUUCCCAGUAGCCCCCCAGCUGCCCCACCUAGUGGCCGGGCCCAUUUGCAUCGAGACCGCAUCCACUACCAGGCAGACGUGCGGCUGGAGGCCACUGAGGAGAUCUACCUGACACCCGUGCAGAGGCCUCCAGACCCCACAGAGCCCACCUCCACCUUCCUGCCACCAGCUGAGAGCCGGAUGUCAGUCAGCUCUGAUCCAGACCCUGCUGCCUACCCCUCAACAGCAGGGCGGCCACACCCCUCCAUCAGUGAGGAAGACGAGGGCUUCGACUGCUUGUCUUCCCCUGAGCGAGCUGAGCCACCAGGUGGAGGAUGGCGGGGGAGCCUCGGGGAGCCGCCGCCACCUCCACGGGCCUCACUGAGCUCUGACACCAGCGCCCUGUCCUAUGACUCAGUCAAGUAUACGCUGGUGGUGGAUGAGCACGCACAGCUGGAGCUGGUGAGCCUGCGGCCGUGCUUUGGAGACUACAGUGACGAGAGUGACUCUGCCACCGUCUAUGACAACUGCGCCUCUGCCUCCUCGCCCUAUGAGUCGGCCAUUGGAGAGGAAUAUGAGGAGGCCCCCCGGCCGCGGCCCCCAGCCUGCCUUUCAGAGGACUCCACACCUGAUGAACCUGAUGUCCACUUCUCCAGGAAGUUCCUGAAUGUCUUCAUGAGUGGCCACUCUCGCUCCUCCAGUGCAGAGUCCUUCGGCCUCUUCUCCUGUGUCAUCAAUGGGGAGGAGCAGGAGCAGACCCACCGGGCCAUAUUCAGGUUUGUGCCUCGACAUGAAGAUGAACUUGAGCUGGAGGUGGACGACCCUCUGCUGGUGGAGCUGCAGGCGGAGGACUACUGGUAUGAGGCCUACAAUAUGCGCACAGGUGCCCGGGGCAUCUUUCCUGCCUACUACGCCAUUGAGGUCACCAAGGAGCCUGAACAUAUGGCAGCCCUGAUCAAAAACAGCGACUGGGUAGACCUGUUCCGGGUGAAGUUCCUGGGCUCGGUCCAGGUUCCCUAUCACAAGGGCAAUGAUGUCCUCUGUGCUGCUAUGCAAAAGAUUGCCACCACCCGCCGGCUCACUGUGCACUUUAACCCACCAUCCACCUGUGUCCUGGAGAUCAGUGUCCGGGGUGUGAAGAUAGGUGUCAAGGCUGAUGACUCCCAGGAGGCUAAGGGGAAUAAAUGUAGCCACUUUUUCCAGUUAAAAAACAUCUCUUUCUGUGGAUACCAUCCAAAGAACAACAAGUACUUUGGAUUCAUCACCAAGCACCCCGCUGACCACCGGUUUGCCUGCCACGUCUUUGUGUCUGAAGAAUCCACUAAAGCCCUGGCAGAGUCUGUGGGGAAAGCAUUUCAGCAAUUCUACAAGCAGUUUGUGGAGUACACCUGCCCCACAGAAGACAUCUACCUGGAGUAGUAGCGCUGACCACCUGCUCCAUCCCUGGGACCCUCAGCCAGUGCCAGGACAACUGGCUGCUCACAAGAAGUGUUACCACUUGAGGAGGGGCGCCAGUCACCACCAGAGGAUGGGGAUGUGGAGGCCUUUGGCCAAGGGUGGGGGAGGGUAGGGGUUAUUAUAGGGAAAGGCAAAUGCAGUUUAUUGUAAUAUAUGGGAUUAGGUUUGUCUGUGGAGGACACAGAGGGCUGGAAGGGGGUCAGGCCUCCUGCCAGGAAAGAUGCCCAUCUGAGGAGCAGAGUCCCAUCUUGGCUUCACUUCCCUUGCCAGGCUCUCUGGCUAAUGGCUCCUGCCUUGAUGAAGCUCAUGCCACCACCCAGUACCCACCCUACCACCUAUCCCCAACUUCCAACCCUGACUGAGGGCCUUGAGCUCAGGUUGAGCCCAGCCACCACCUGAGGACUUUCUAGUAAGAAAGAGCCACAGGUUGGGUGCAGUGCUGCCCAGCUCUGUCCCUCGUACCUUCUGGAUGGCUCCCAUGCAGGCCCCUGGCACGCAUGGGGUGUCACUGGGGAAGGAGAGCUGCAGCAGGGCAGGCCCCACCCUGGCAGGAAAAGGCGGCUUCUGGACUGGCCCAGGCUAACCAGGGCCUCUUGGCUGCUUUAGCUGUAGCCCUAUCUUGGUCACAUCUCCCCAGCCACAACUAUUAAAGUGCCAUUUCCUUUCUGGAUCGCAAUGGGUGUAUCUACCUGGAUCCCCUCCCAUGCCCAGCUCGCUACCAUCCCAGAAAACCCAAGCCUUUGCUGCACAGAAUAGCUUUAUAAGGGGUUCCCAUCACAGGUGUGCGUUGUAGAAAUACUCGGCCAUGUCUGGCCCAUCCCGCUUGCGCUGCUGGGCCUUGGAGAGGAGAGGUCGAGACCCCUGUGGCCAUGGGUGCUUGGGUCGAACCCCAUAGUCUUAAAGAGAGAGGAAGAGGUAUGGGUGGGAGAAUCUGGUUUUGAAUCCACUGAAGUCACCCCUGAACUGAUGCUAUUUGGGGAUGAGAAGACCCUAAGGCUAGACCUGAGCGCCUUUGCCUGGGGCACAUCUCCAUCAGAUGGGGCCCAGGAGGGGAGGUCAGGGGAGGGGAGAGGUGAGAGAUAUUACCAUCCUCCAGACUGGAAAGUGGCUGCGAGAGUUCCAGGGGGGCUGAAAAUUCCUCAGGAACAGACUGCUGAGGCCUGUGGGAGACUUUGCGGACUCAGCACUAGCUCCAAAGGCCACUACCAACACCCAGGACAAUGGUGCCAGCCUGUUGUCCUGGGAAGGGAGAGACGGCACAGCAGACCACCGCCCCACCCACCCCAGGCGGCCCCACCCUUCUGCCUCCAGGAGUUUACCUUAGUGGCUGCGGGCGGAGGAGUGUAGCUCCCAGGAUGAGGUAGAGGAGGAAGAGGCUCAGCCUGGCCCUAAGGUACAGAACCCCCAGCAUGGCCAGAACCAUCUACUCAGGUCCUUGCGCCUGGCUUCUGCCUGCCCCUCCCCCAGCAGGAGGACGGAACUGGCAGCCAGCUCUGGGGCCACCUCACAAAGGGCAUUAGUUCCAGGGCUCAACGGCACCAACUCCAGGGCUAGGCCAGAAGUCUCUGCUGAAGUUUCAUUUUUGUUUUAUUUUUCUGGCACUGUAGGCCAACAGGUGCCAAAUCUUGUUAUAGUGUCAGUGCCCAAGGAUUAAGGGCACAGACUUUUGAGUCAGAUCUCAGUUCAAACCCAACCUUGCCUCUUGCUAGGUUGAUCUCUGGGGGCCUGUUUCCUCAUCUGUGAGAUAAGGUACAUACAUAAUGUGCUCAAGGUUUGGCAUUUAAUAGGUCCUCAGCAGAAGUCAGGGUCACGGACUCCUCACCACCCACAGCCUCAUCCAUUCCCACUCAGCCUCUUCCCCACCUCCUGCCACUACCACCACCCCCUCUCCUGUGACAUCUCCAUAGUCCCAGGAAGGUCCUGCCAGCUGAAGAGGCGUGGUCUGCUCAGAAGAGCCCACUCUGAAAGACUUCCCCACUUAGCUCCUUGCAGCUUAGAACAGCCUGGCUUGGGCUCCACAGUCCCUGCUGCCACCCGAGGCUGGACAAAAGGAUUUCAAGUAAGGUGGCAAAGCCUGAGACCCACACCCCUAGAGUGUAAGCUUUCCAAAGGACAGGAACUGGUUCACUGAAGGAUCCCCCAGCACUCAACACCUGGUGGGUGCUCAAUAAAUGUUUGUUGAACGAAUAAA
Manis pentadactyla (Chinese pangolin) is the source of this 5800-nucleotide messenger RNA. It is a transcript of the gene MAPK8IP1, whose product is annotated as mitogen-activated protein kinase 8 interacting protein 1. The coding region runs from base 1453 to 3570 and encodes 705 amino acids. The transcript has 12 exons. Gene Ontology annotation, biological process: regulation of JNK cascade. Gene Ontology annotation, cellular component: cytoplasm. Gene Ontology annotation, molecular function: protein binding. The record is from RefSeq and is a predicted model, not a curated record. NCBI's taxonomy places the organism in Eukaryota, Metazoa, Chordata, Mammalia, Pholidota, Manidae.